AUGUGUCGCUCUUUCACCAUCGGACAUACCAACUGCGGCCACAAUGUACACCAUCCUGCUCUCUGCUACUUCGCUCAACCGCGCAGACCAGUCUUACCAUGCCAAGGAUGGAGAGAUACCUACCGCGAAUACUACCAAGCCGAAGAUGGAGACUGCCCAGUGUGUGCAAGGGAGAACACUCGCAGAGUUGUGCGGGAACCCUGGACAAACCGCAACAAUGGUGGGGAUGUGCCCAUUCGUCUAAGAAGAGACAGUCUGCCUCAACGAUAUGUGCCUACGCCUCCUCCUGUAUAUACACCCAGAUACCAGCAUGGAUCGGGAUAUGGUUCGGGAUAUGGAUACGGGGAUGAGGGAAGGAGAGCAGCUGAUCCUGACCCAUCGCAGCGUGAGGUUCGCCGUCGUGUUGCAGAUUGGGCAGAACAUGUCCCCCCUGCUACUCAUGUUUCUGCGCCUGCAAGUUCGAGAAGAGAGGUGAAGCUAUAUAGGCCACGUGAGCACAACCACUCUCACAGAGCCAGAAGUUUGUCUUCACAUCACCCCGCAUCUGCCUCUGGAGCCGAGAGUCAUGUAUCUCACUCCUCCAGACACAGAAGCAAUAUAUACAGCCCACGCUCAGAGAGACAUCCUCGUUCCAGAACCGAGGAUAACAGUCACAGCUCCUACUAUCCCCAUCGUUCGGAACAAGAGCCACGCAGAAGAUCCGGCUACCCACCUCCUCUGCCUCCUGCACCCGACACCAGUCUCGAAAUCUCCCAGACAACGACAUAUAUCGACGAAGAUGGCUCUCAAGUCACCGAGACCAGCACAUGGAUAUCCGUGGAAGAAAACCACCUCGAAUACGCAGAAGAGCAGAGCAGACCAGUGGGAUCAAGCCAUGCUGCAUCAAGUCGCGCUGCAUCAUCACACAGAGAAAGUAACAGUCACAGUGAGGGUGGCCACGGGACAUUUUACAGAUACCCAUAG
Messenger RNA from Aureobasidium namibiae CBS 147.97, 963 nucleotides. RefSeq lists its product as uncharacterized. The record is from RefSeq and is a predicted model, not a curated record. NCBI's taxonomy places the organism in Eukaryota, Fungi, Ascomycota, Dothideomycetes, Dothideales, Saccotheciaceae. Bases 1 to 963 code for a protein of 320 amino acids. The transcript has a single exon.